Rhodamnia argentea is the source of this 1504-nucleotide messenger RNA. Its product is annotated as transmembrane protein 45B. The transcript is spliced from 3 exons. The record is from RefSeq and is a predicted model, not a curated record. Lineage: Eukaryota; Viridiplantae; Streptophyta; Magnoliopsida; Myrtales; Myrtaceae. The coding region runs from base 421 to 1245 and encodes 274 amino acids.
CAAGGACCAGAUCCCCACCACCACCAGUGCCGCCAUUAUUAUACUCUCUCUCUCUCUCUGAAACUUCUUCUUUUUCUCUUUUUGUUCUCUGUGAUUCGUUUUUGCCGGCUCUUGUGAUUCGGAGGUGAUGAUGGCGGGGCUUUUCGGGUCGUAAUCAUAAGACGAUCGAAGGCUUUUUUGAGGAGGAAAACGAACGGCGCUUCGAGAACUGCAACUACUCCAAUCACGUCUCUGAUACUGCAAAAGCCUCCAGUUGAUUCAGCAGGAAAGAAUUUGAAGAAACUGCUUCUAUCCUUCAGCGUAGUGUCAUCCAUUUGGAGGGCUGUCAACUUUAAAGGCGGCUUGCUUGAUUGCUCAUCACAGAUUCAAUUCAGAUAAACAGGAAGGUGGAUAGUUUGUGUUUGUAGAUAACAGCAAGUUAUGGGUUCUUUCAAGGGUCAUGCUCUUCCGGGGACUCUCUUCCUUGUGGUCGGUUUGUGGCAUGUGUGGAGUUGUGUGUUUAGGCAAGUGUCAAACCCAAAGGCCUUCCGGGUCCGGGUGUGGAACCCGGUGCCUGGAUUCGAGGGGAGGCUGAAACACUUGGAGCUAUAUGUCAUUACAGUCGGUGCUUUCAUUGAUUUGUGUAUUGAGCUUCUCUAUUCUCCCCACCUCAAGUUGUUUGUUAAUGGAGUCUUGAACCCAGCACACAUGAAUGAUUUUGAGCAUUCGGGAAUGCUCCUCAUGUUCUUCAUCUUUGGGCUCGUAGCUCUGCUCUCAGAGAAAACCAGCUUCCUUCCUUUACCAGAAGGAGCGCUGUGCUUGAUUGCCACCACGGCAUUCUGCGCGGAGUACCUCCUAUUCUACUUCCACUCCACGACGCACAAGGGCCUGGAGGGUUAUUAUCACCUCCUCCUUGUCCUGCUUAUAGGACUUUGCGUCGCUUCCACCAUUGCCGGGGCCCUCCUACCGACCAGUUUCCCAGUCGAUCUCUGCAGCGGCAUAGCUAUAACAUUGCAAGGACUCUGGUUCUACCAGACAGCCUUCACCCUAUACGGACCCUCGAUGCCCAAUGGUUGCCAGCUCAAGGGCAGCAACAUUGUGUGCAACUCGGUGGAAAGCGAGGCUCGUGGUGAGUAUCUUGCCAACUUCCAGCUUUUCAGCCUCGUCCUCGGCGUGCUGGCUCUGGUGGUUGGUUGUUACGGCUUUGCAGCUAGACAGUUUGGGCAUUCCGAGCCUAGGAGCUUGCAUGUAUCCCAAGAGGACUAGACAGAGCACACAAAGUGCAAAUUCCGUAGCCUUUUUUGACUUUUUGUAGUUUAUUCAUUUGUAGUGCGUCAGAGGAAUAAGGGGGCAUUUGGAUGGCUCCUGCAGAUUUUGUAGUGUAUAUUGAUCGAAAUUGCGCGUCCAUAUAGACAAACUACAAGAGAAUAGUAGAAUUUUUUUUAUCGAAGCUCUCGGAAGACCUCCAAAGAUCUAUCUGCUCGGCAGAUUGUUUUGUUGAAGUUGGUAAAUUUUCUUCGAAUUA